AUGACAAGCUUUAAUUGGGAUUAAACUUUAAAGUUGGUUCCAGAUUCAAACAUAGCAUUGGUGUUUGACUAAGCUCUUAUUGCAACUGAUGAGUACUUGAGGUUAUUAAAAAUAACAGAAGGUAUAAAAUAUAUAACCUAAAAUUUACCCUAAGCCAAAACAUUUGCUAAUCCAAAACUCUUGUUUUAAUUAAUGUGCUUAUAUCCCUUUUAAAAAUCUAAUAUAGAAUCUUUGAUUUCUGCAUGCUUUGAACAUUUUAAGGAUUUUGGUUUCAUUAAUAAUUUCUUUGCUUCCGCUUCAAAUAUUUCUCUGCUUCAAGAAACAAGUACUCAAACACUCAAGUAAAGAAUUACUAUGUUAUCACGGUUAAAUAACAAAACAAAGGAUAAUAAUGAGGGAUAAUAAUUCAGUUAAGCUGUAAAUCAGGAAAUAAUUACAAUUAAACUGUUUGCUGUAAGUUACCUGAAGAAGUUUUUUGAGUUGGCUAAUCAAUUGCACUUAGACUUUUAACUUUAUUGUCUAAUGUUUAAGAAUCUUAUUCAAAAUUCAUCUAAUCAAAAAUUGCUUGAAAAUGUGAUGGAUUGCUUUUAAGACCUAAGAUUCACAAUAUUUUCCAAAUGUGAUUGGGUUAAUUAAUUUAGUUAAGAAAUAGUUACAUGUAAAGUUACUUUUAUAGAUUUAGUUUUUAAUAACAGUCCAAAAUUAUUUCCAUCUUACACCAAAUAUCAAAUAGUUGUAGUUGUAGAAGAUUCUGAUUCAGAGAUUGUCAGUUAAACCUAAAUCAUAGUAAAUUAACAAUAAAAUAGAAGAAGGUCCUAUAUUUCAAAUGAAUAAGAUCCUAGUCUAUAUUUAUAAAAUUUAUGUUUUACAUAAGAUCCAGAAUAACCAUUAUAACAUAGUUCAGUUUUUCAAGAAGUUGAUAAUAUAGACAUUUUGAUUUAGUUUGUUUUAGAUCCAGCUCAAAUUUCAAUAGCUUCUCUUUGGGUUGAAAACUAUCCAAAUUUGCCUGAUAUAAUAGAUAAGGAUAAAAAUAUAUUCAAAUAAAGAUCAAGUUAUCAAUUAAGCAAAUAUCAGGUGCUUCGAUCUUAUAAAGCCCUAUUAAUACUCACAAACUUGGAUAACUUUAACAAAUUAUUGGUUUAAUAUUCAUAAAUAUUUACAAAAAUAUUUGCCUUCAUUCAUAUUAACCUAUUUGAUGAUACAAAAAACAUCAAUUUACAUCAUCUGGCCAUAUUGUUAAAAUUUUUAAUCAAUUUGUAACCCAAGUUUUGUGUUAAAUAAAUUAUUGAGUUCAAAAUAUUUCCUAAACUUUUAGAAAUGUUGUAUAAUCCGUCAAUAAAUUAACUAUUGAUUGAGAUUAUCAAUGUUAACGAAGAUGCUAUCAAAUUAGGAAUUUAUUAUUUAGACUAGUUAUGGUCCUACUUGCAUUAAAUUAAUUUUUUGUAAUUACUUUCUAAUUAUUCAUUUGAUGCAUAAUUGGUUUAAGAUACGCCAACACCUGAUUAAGCAGCAUACUAAGAGACAUUUUAAGUUAUUAAAGCUCUAUCAAUCUAUGAUCCAUAGAAACUGUAAAAAAAGUUGUUGAGAUAGGAGACUUUAGAAAUUUAAGAAUAGCCUACUAUUCAGUCUAGAAAUGAUUAUGAUAAUUUAGAAGUGUUUUAAAAUGAAAAGAAAGAAUAGCUAAUAAGAGGAGAAGAUGAUUUGUUAAGAAGACAAUCAUCUAUAUCAAUCAACUAAAAUACUUGCAAAGUUCAGGUAUUUUACAAAAGAAAAUCUAAUAUCUUUUACUUACCAAAAAUUUAAUCAAAUAUUUCUUGUUAAGAUGUGGACAAUAAAUAGAUUAAUUAUAGUUAAAAUAUAGAUAACUUAUUAAGCUCUGGAAACAUUAAAACACAAACAUUUAUGAGACUAAGAAAUAAAGCUUCUUAUCAUUUAUCUAAAACAAGAAUCAAAACUGAACAAGAUAUUGAUUUAUAUUCAAAUGAUGGUUUUCCAAGUAGUAAACUCGUUUAAAUCUACCCUACAACUAAGUCAAUUAUAUUUUUAUCAGAGUUUGAAAGAGAAAAAUCAGUUUUUAAUUAUAAUGAUAUGUCUGAAAAUCAUUUAAGAACUUUAAUUCUUCUGCUUAAUUAAUUAGUUGACUUUGCAGAAAAGCAAUAAGAAAUUUAAAAAAGAUAGUCUAAAACUUAAAUUUUCAAUAUUGAUAAACUAACAUACUCAAUAAUAACAGAGAAGAAUAUUUAUUACUUAUUUAAAGUAUUUUUGUACUCAAUUUUGGAAAUUCCUCAUAACCCAACUUCAAUAUCUGUUGAAUCAGGACUUUCAUUAAAUAAUCUUUAUUUAAAGGUUAAAAAUAUCUAAAUCUUCGACAACCACAAGGAUUUGUUGAAAAACCAGUUUUAAUUAAUAAUUGAUUACUUAGUUAAAUGCAUAGUUAAGCUAAACUCAAUUAGAUCUAAAAUAGAUUCAGCAUCCUUCGCUUUUAAAUAGUAUAUUUUAGUUUCUAUAAUGACAAAUGGAUUACAACUAUAUGAUAGAUAGAAUUAUAUGAUCAAGGUAGAUAAAGUCUUUCGAAGUGUUUUCAGGAAUUUAACAGACACUAUGCUUCAUAUAAUAAUUAUAUGGUUUUCGGAUAGUUAACAGAACACAAUCUACUAACAGGUUUUUACUAAAUUUAUUAGCAUAUUUUUUGCAGGAGCUCCUAUGCCCUACCUAUCGAAUAUUAUCUUCAAAUUAGGGCUAGUGAGUUCCUUGUAUAAUGCAUAUACAAAACUUUAUUAGAAUGAAAUAAAGGAUACUUCAUAUGUAGAGGGUAUUUUUUUUUAUAUUCUAUUGAUAAACUACAUUAUACGAAAUGCAAUAAGAGUGAGAAAUUUAAGUGAUCUACAAAGUGCUCUAAGUAUACUAGAUUCGUGGUAAUAACUUGAAUCAGCUCAACCAUUUGAAAACAAAAUGGCUUUGAAAAAUGCAGAUUAAGUGAUCAACUUAGAAUAGCCAAAACAAGUGGAAAAAGUAGUAGUCAAGAAAAGUGAAGAGAAGAACUUAAAAUUGAUCAAAAUAAAAAGUUAAAUAAAUCAUAAAGUUAAUUCGCUGGUAUCCUUAAAAAAAAAAACAAGCGAACCCAAUACUAACCCAGGGGUUCAAACAUCUAGGGCAGAAUUAACUUAAAGGAAAUUAAUUUGA
Paramecium tetraurelia is the source of this 3183-nucleotide messenger RNA. RefSeq lists its product as uncharacterized. Lineage: Eukaryota; Ciliophora; Oligohymenophorea; Peniculida; Parameciidae. The transcript has 8 exons. The record is from RefSeq and is a predicted model, not a curated record.